AGAAGAAAACGGGAGAUCUCUGUUUACAGCGAUAUCGGUGGGCAGCUGUCGGACCGAUGAAGUCGUGAUUUAUCAGGGGAUCUAUUAGAUGUGAUCAAACUAUUAAAAUAAUCUGAAACCAUAAAGUAGAAGAAAAUGCAGGAUGACGCGCGGUACCUCAAACGCAAAGUGACCGCAGGCAGUUUGGAUGUCCACCCCACAGAGAAGGCCCUGGUGGUCCAGUAUGAGGUGGAGGCGUCCAUUCUGGGAGAGGAUGGAGGACCGAUGCUGGGGGAACGCAAGGAGGGACAAAAAAUUAUCCGUGUGAAAAGCCUCUCUCCUACCACAGAUGUGGCAGCGUUGGCCAGGAAGGUGGUGGAGGAGUGUAAGCUCAUCCCUGCCUCCCGUUUGCCCCAGGUGGAGCACCUGCUCUACUACCUGCAGAACAGGAAGUCCUCCCCCGUGGAGGGGAAAGCAGAGAAGAAAGAGAGAAGAGCAGCGAAGCCCAAAGACCUGACGCCGUUUGAAGGGAUGGAGCUAAACGAGGAGGCCAGCAUCACCAGGAUGGAGGAGUAUGUGGAGCUGCUCUAUGAAGGCAUCCCAGAGAAGAUCAGAGGCGCUUCUCUGAUUUUGCAGCUCGCCCGCAACCCCGACAACCUGGAGGAGCUGCUGCACAACGAGGCUGCUCUGGGAGCUCUGGCCAGAGUGCUGAGGGAGGAUUGGAAACAGAGCGUAGAUUUGGCCACCAGCAUCAUCUACAUCUUCUUCUGCUUCUCCAGCUUCUCCCAGUUUCACGCCGUGGUGAGUCACUAUAAAAUAGGAGCGUUGUGUAUGAGCGUGGUGGAGCAUGAGCUGAAGAGGUAUGACGUGUGGCGCGAGGAGCUGCGCAAGAAAAGCAAGGCUUGUGAGUCAGCACCAGAAAAUGGCUCCCUAAGAAGAGACCAGGACAAAGCUCUGAGGAAAUACCAAGGCCUUCUGGCUAAGCAGGAGCAGCUUCUCAGAGUGUCCCUGUACCUGCUGCUGAACCUCGCUGAGGACACGAGGACGGAGCUGAAGAUGAGGAACAAAAACAUCGUGGGUCUGCUGGUCCGAGUUCUGGAGCGGGACGACGAGGAGCUGCUGGUGCUGGUGGUGUCGUUCCUCAAAAAGCUGUCCAUCUUCCUGGAGAACAAGAAUGACAUGGCGGAGCUCGACACCGUGGAGCGCCUGGCGCGUCUCGUUCCCUGUGACCACGAGGACUUGCUAAACCUGACGCUGCGCUUGCUGCUCAACCUCUCCUUUGACUCGGGACUCAGAGCCAAGAUGGUGGAAGUGGGGCUCCUACCCAAGCUGACGGCGUUGCUGGGCGACGAGAGCAACCGGCAGGUGGUGAUGCGCAUCCUGUACCACGUCAGCAUGGACGACCGCUUCAGAGGCAUGUUCGCUUACACCGACUGCAUACCUCAGCUGAUGCAGAUGCUGUAUGACCACGGCGGCGAGGAGAUUGAAGCCGAGCUCCUCUCCAUCUGCAUCAACCUGGCCGCGAACAAAAGGAACGCGCAGCUCAUGUGUGAAGGAAACGGGCUGAAGAUGUUGAUGAAGAGAGCUCUGAAAACCAAAGACUGCCUGCUGAUGAAGAUGAUCAGAAACAUCUCCCAGCACGAAGGCCCAACUAAACCGCUGUUUAUAGACUACGUCGGCGACCUGGCGGCAGAGAUCCGCACCGAGGAAGAGGAGGAGUGGGUGCUGGAGUGUCUGGGCACGCUGGCCAACCUGACUAUCCCCGACCUCGACUGGGAGCUGGUGCUGAAGGAGUAUAACUUGGUACCUUUUCUCAAAGACAAACUCAAACCAGGCUCGGCGGAGGACGACCUCAUCCUGGAGGUGGUCAUAAUGAUCGGCACCGUUUCCAUUGACGACGCCUGCGCCGUCAUGUUGGCCAAGUCUGGCAUCAUCCCGGCGCUUAUUGAGCUGCUGAAUGCACGGCAGGAGGACGAUGAGUUUGUGUGUCAGAUCGUGUACGUCUUCUACCAGAUGGUGUUUCACCAAGCGACCCGAGACGUCAUCAUCAAAGACACCCAGGCUCCAGCUUACCUGAUCGAUCUGAUGCAUGACAAGAACACAGAGAUCAGGAAAGUGUGUGACAACACUCUGGACAUCAUCGCUGAGUAUGACGAGGAGUGGGGGAGGAAGAUCCAGUCGGAGAAAUUUCGCUUCCACAACAACCAGUGGCUGGAGAUGGUGGAGAGCCGGCAGGUGGACGAGGCUGAACCGUAUCUCUACGAUAACGACAACGACCGGGCGGAUCUUUUCUACAGCGCAGAUGGAAUCACCCCAGGAGAUGGCUCAGUCAGCCCAGACUUCUUCAGCGACCUGCAGCCUCAGAACGGAGACUCGCACCAUUCAGGAGACGUCAACGAUGUCUUUGACCAGACCGGCUCAUCGACAGGGCGACCAGCCACGGCCUACGGCUUCAGACCGGAUGAGCAGCCUUUCUAUCAGUACUCAUAGACCCGACUCAAUGCUAGGUUCAUUUCUCGCCAUCCUGCAUGCCCGUCUCUCUACUGCUUCUGUCUGUCUCGUCACGCCUGAACUUCUUGUAGCUGUUUACAAAGUGGCCACAUGCGCUGAAAUACAUUAUCUACUGGAGGUAAGGGCAGAAGCAUCCGGUUUAAUUCUGCUUUUAUACUUUCAUCUUUUUUUUAUUGGCAUUUUUAUUUAUUAUUGUCCUAAAAAAAAAAAGAUGUCUUCCUUUUUUCUGAUCAUCUUAGCAAAUAAUUAACACUAUGAAAGGACACGUGUGUUUUCAGAUGUGCAUGUUUUUAUCAUAUCAUACCAGUUAUUACAACUUAAAAAGCUAGUAAGAAUAGAAUAAAAAUCAACCUUUGUAGAUUUGACAUCGAUUUAAUUCCUCUAAUUCACAUCAGAGUUGUCUUUGAUGCACUAAAAUAUGCACAUAUUUGACUGCAACUAACGGUGGCGGUGUUGGCCUAAAGCAGGGUGUGGACCAAGUAGUUUUUCCUGAUUGGAUAAGUUGUUACAGUCCAUACUGAACAGAAACAGGGCGGGUGGGAAUGAAAUGAGAUUUUGAAGACUGUCUAAAUGAGCGUGAAUUGGUUUUGCAAGGCCUCUUCUAGCCAUUUCCCUGCUGCAAAGCUGCAGAAACCUUGUUUUUGUUU
Fundulus heteroclitus (mummichog) is the source of this 3137-nucleotide messenger RNA. Its product is annotated as kinesin-associated protein 3. The record is from RefSeq and is a predicted model, not a curated record. Gene Ontology annotation, molecular function: kinesin binding. The transcript is spliced from 20 exons. Bases 136 to 2469 code for a protein of 777 amino acids. Gene Ontology annotation, biological process: cilium organization; microtubule-based movement. Gene Ontology annotation, cellular component: ciliary transition zone; kinesin II complex; axoneme. NCBI's taxonomy places the organism in Eukaryota, Metazoa, Chordata, Actinopteri, Cyprinodontiformes, Fundulidae.